AUGAAUAUUCAAAGACAAGAGGAGGCGGAGGAAAAAAAGAACUUGAACCUCGAGGUUUCAGGUACAAUCCUCAUGGUAGUGUCCAUUAAUGACGGGGCUGAAAGGGUAAUUUUCAACGGGAUAGCUAAUAUAGCUCAACUCGCCAAUCUAGUCGACGAUAUUGGAAAUGCAGCUCUCACCGCGUACGAAAUCUUAGAAGACAAUUCAUCUGCUACUUUUUCCAUCAAGGGCAUUCUUAGUGGACAUUUCUGA
Botrytis fragariae is the source of this 252-nucleotide messenger RNA. RefSeq lists its product as uncharacterized. The transcript is spliced from 2 exons. Bases 1 to 252 code for a protein of 83 amino acids. The record is from RefSeq and is a predicted model, not a curated record. NCBI's taxonomy places the organism in Eukaryota, Fungi, Ascomycota, Leotiomycetes, Helotiales, Sclerotiniaceae.